AUCCACAGUGGCCGUUACCAGGACUGUCAGAGUUUGGGUCAAAAUUUGGCAUUUUGAUUGACAGUUGAUAGUAUCAGCACCUUUCCUGAUAACAUCUGUGGUUGGCAGGGACAUUUUUAAAGUUGAGUAACUUUUGGUUGGUAGUGUUUUACUCGUAGAAUCCUCAAGGUUACUAAUGUAGCACACCCCCUAUUUACUCCAUAAUAUAUCUGUUUCUAUGGAAUGAGCAGACAUUUUAGACCACAAAAAGAUGACUGCAGGCCAGGUGCAGGGGGAAAAUUUGUGUAUCACUUUUCACUGGAGUCUGCCAACAAGUGGCAAAACAUUGGAAUUGGCAUCUUUCCAGCACCCAGUGAAAUGUUCAUUUUUACAAAGCACUUUAUCUGCCCAGACAAGAUGUAAUUCCCUGCUUUGCAAACAUUCAUUAUUAACAUGGUCUUUCCUUAGAGGAAAGUAAACAUCAGAAGACUGAUAUGAUAUCUUAGGCCUUUUGUCCUUACAGCAACCAAGCUUGGUCUUGGGUUCAGGAAAAUGAAAAAUUUCCAAUAAUCAAGGCAUUUCUGUACACACAAAUAUUAAUUGACAAUUUGGCUAAAUUCCAAUGUUCUUGCUUUAGAUGCAUGGAAGUUAAUAAUUUGCAGACAAAUAUUUUAUAUGGAUCCAGAAACAUUUGAUCCUUAUUUAUGGAGUAUAAUAACACAAAAAGAGAUAGAUAGUAGUUUUAGAAGAAAUGCAUGUUGUCUCUUCCAUCAGAAAUUUAAAAUACUUUUCAAAUGUAGUUCAAGUUAUUAUCAAAUGUAGUUCAAAAAUGGAGGAUUGAUCAACAAAAAUAAUUUGGAAGACUCAGAAAUAAUCUCUGGAUCCGCCCCUGAAAAACAUGACAAGAGAAGUUUAGUAAACCAUGAUAUGAACUGGUAAUGAGAUUAUUUACCUGGAGAAGGGAUGUGAAGAAGUUGACUAACUUCCUUGUUGUUUCCAGGAAUCCCACAGGCUAUACCAACCCAGCUUGGGCACACGCAGGAAAAGAUCUCCGAUUAAUUGCAGAUGAAUUUGAACGAACCCGACCCAAGGAGAGGGAGAAAAUCAAAGACAGGGCUUCUAAGGUGGGAUUUUCAAGCCUUGACCAAGAAAAUUUCUUUCAACUCCUCCAGGAGUUGUUUGAUGAGAGGAUCACCAAAGAGAGAAUUCUGGUUCUGUUUUUCUUCUGCUCGGACCUGGCAAUCAAGACACUGAGAGCGUGCUCUGUGGAUUACUUCAGGCAGCUGAUCCAGUGGUCGGUCACUUACAUCACGGAGAAAGUCUGCAUGUGGGUGGAGCACCAUGGAGGUUGGGGUAAAGUUAUCCAUGGAUCUGUGAAAAUCCUCAGCAAGGUGAUUGUCUGGGUAGGUCUGGGUGUGGCCUGCGUGCUAGGGGUAAAGUGGGCCAUUAAGAAACUCUCCUGAACACAGCCCUUCCUGAACAGAUGCUGAUAUUAAUAUAUCCUGCCAGAAUUGUCCAAAUGGAAGAUCAGUUCAACUGCACCAUGUUUCCCAAUGAUUGA
Molecule: messenger RNA, 1540 nt
Organism: Lingula anatina
Lineage: Eukaryota; Metazoa; Brachiopoda; Lingulata; Lingulida; Lingulidae
Biological process (GO): extrinsic apoptotic signaling pathway in absence of ligand; release of cytochrome c from mitochondria; intrinsic apoptotic signaling pathway in response to DNA damage
Cellular component (GO): mitochondrial outer membrane
Molecular function (GO): BH domain binding
Source: RefSeq, a predicted model, not a curated record